AAAAAAAUCAAAUGUAAUAAGUGACUCCUGCUUAUGUAAGAAGUUUGAAUGGAAUCACACAAGAGUAUUUGAUAGAUAUAAAUAAGUUUUUUGUGUCCAGUGAAUGCAAACACUUACAAUAUUUAAUUCUUGAAAUUUAGAAUUAGAGAUAUGGAUUCAGGAUAGACAUUAUUUGAGGUAGAGAGAGAUCAGGAUGAAGAGUCAAUAGGUAUUUAUUUUAUGUUAAUUUAUGAUAGAAAAUUUACCUCCUGAAUAUCAAGACGAGGCUAGGAGAAUAAAAUAUCAUUUUGGACCUUAAUUUUUUGAAUUAAAGACUGUAGGUGCAUAAUUGACUUUUUCUGUGGGUAACAAGCCAGUGAAGAACUUUACAAUAAUAGAGCGACAUUAUUUUAGGGAUCAUCUAUUAAGAAGCUAUGAAUUCCAAUUUCCUUUUUGCAUACCAAACUCAACAAACACUUGGGAACACAUUUAUACAAUUCCAGAGAUAGAUGAAGCAAUGGUAAUGAAUAUUAGUAUAAAUUUAUAGAGAUAAGAAAUGAUAAAUAAUCCAUUUUAGACAAAAUCAGAUAGUUUUUAUUUUGUUGGAGAUCAAUUGGUAAUGCAUAAUAAGGCAGAAUACGAUUAUUCACCUUUUGAUUGAUAUAUAU
Molecule: messenger RNA, 647 nt
Organism: Paramecium sonneborni
Lineage: Eukaryota; Ciliophora; Oligohymenophorea; Peniculida; Parameciidae
Source: the annotation of a GenBank genome assembly